Molecule: messenger RNA, 1452 nt
Organism: Hepatospora eriocheir
Lineage: Eukaryota; Fungi; Microsporidia; Hepatosporidae
Source: the annotation of a GenBank genome assembly
AUGAUUUGUUUUGGAAUAACUUAUCUGAUUUCAAAGAUUCUAGCUGAUGACUUAGAAGAGACUUUAAAUAAAGCUCGUGAGUAUUCGAAAGAUAAUAAAUUCACAGAGGCCAAUGAGUAUUUUAAUAAAACUUUACAGUUUAAUAAUACCAAUAAGGCUUUAAUGUAUGAAUAUUAUCAAUUUUUAUUAUCUUAUGGUGCCUACCGUGAGAUAAUAAAAAGACAUAAGGAGUUGAAUGUUGAUAGUGAAACCGUUAAUACAAUAGAAUCUUAUUAUAGGACAGUAAAAAUUGGUGAUGUUACAAAAAUUGCUAAACUAAUUAAAAUUAGUCCCAAUUCUAAAGACGUCGUUUAUUACAGCAUAUUUGAUGCUCUAAAGAAAUCUAAUAGAACUCAAACUGAUUUUCUAAUAGAAAGAUAUUUUGAAUUAAGUCAAAAUGAAAAUAUGUAUCAUUUCUUAAAAGGAAGGGUUUUAUUGGUUGAUAAUAGGUUUGAUGAGGCUAGAAAUGAGUUUAUAAAAGCAAAUGAAUAUGAAAUUGCCAAUAUUAUUAAGAAUUUUCUUAGAGAAUUAAAUUACAUAGAUGAAAUUAAUGAUUCUAUCAAAUUUAAUUACUUAAUAAGGCUAUACAGUAAAGCCCAGCCUUUGAUGGGUCGAGACCUAAUGAAUCCAAAUUUAUAUCAACCUUUAGUUAAAAAGGUUUUGAUUAAGUUAAUAGAAGAAGCUAUUAUUAAUAAGAUUCCUGAUUGUAGUUGCUAUACAACUCGUUUACUUGUAUUUGAACCAUCAAAUAUCAAGUUUAUUCAGUACCACAUUCAAAUUUUACUAAAUACUGGUAAAAUUAAUGAGGCUGAACGUUACUUAGAAAAUUUUAAAGGAAGAUUUUCAAAUCAAUUGGUUAAAUUUUUAUCAAAUUUGAUCUUAGCUAAAAAACAGUCUGAAGAGGAAGAUAGGAAAAAAGAAGAAGAAAAGAGGAGACAAGAGCAGGAAAGAAGAAAACAGAAACAAAAAAGACUGAUUAAUUCUAAUAAGACAAACAAAGCUAGUACUGACUUUAAGGGGUAUUAUAAAUUACUGGGAGUUGAGCCUUCAGCAGACCUCAAAGAAAUUAAAAAAGCUAAAAAAGUUGCUGUAAGAGCUUUUCAAAAGAAAAAAAAGAAGAGCAAAGGAACAAUCGAUGAAACAGAAAUGAUGAAUAUUAAUAAAGCAUAUGAGAUUCUUUCAGAUGAAAAUAAGAGACAGAUGUAUGACAAUGGAAUUGAUCCAGAAGAUCCUAUUGCCAGACAACAAGGAGAAGGACCUAACUUUGAAUAUCAAAACUUUGAUUUUGAUGACUUUGGUGAUAUGUUUAAAAUGAUUUUUAAUGUGAAUGAAAGAUCUAACAGACAGAGAAUCUUUACUCAAGAGGGUGGAAAUAAUAACAGAAGUUAUAGAAGAGUUGUCUAUUAUUAUUAA